Ceratina calcarata is the source of this 1192-nucleotide messenger RNA. Its product is annotated as arrestin domain-containing protein 17-like. Gene Ontology annotation, cellular component: cytoplasm. The annotation marks the transcript as partial. The record is from RefSeq and is a predicted model, not a curated record. Lineage: Eukaryota; Metazoa; Arthropoda; Insecta; Hymenoptera; Apidae. Gene Ontology annotation, biological process: protein transport. The transcript is spliced from 5 exons.
UCUGUUGUAGGCGGCGAGAUAGAGAUACAAAGCGGCGAACACACAUUCCCAUUCCAAUGCGUUUUACCAACGAAUUUACCCAGCAGCUUCGAAUCGGACUUCGGGCACGUUCGAUACACCGUCAAGGCGACAUUGGAUCGUCCGUGGAAAUUCGAUCAAGAAGCAAAGAGCCCAUUUACAGUGAUCUCGCCUCUCGACCUUAAUCAAGAACCAAGAGCCUCGGAGAAAAUACAGGAGGAAAUGAGUAAGACUUUCUGCUGCUUAUGCUGCGGAUCACCGCCAUUGACUGUCAACUAUUCGCUGCCGGUCAGAGGAUACGUGCCAGGGCAAUCAAUGCCUGUAAAAGUAAAUGUCGAAAAUUCAUCCGGAGUCACCGUAGAGACUGUGAAACUGAUUUUGUGUAAGAUCGUGACUUUUCGGGCGACCACGCCGACCAGCGAUACCAAAACGGAAGAAAUCGUGAUAGCGGAGGUCGGGAAGGGACCAGUUGAGGGUGGAGCGGCUGCUGAUUAUGAACAGAAGCUCGAUAUUCCACCAUUGCCUCCAUCGAAUCUCGCCAACUGCGGGAUAAUCGACCUGGAAUACAAUCUUAAAGUCGUUGCCUGCGUCUCAGGAUGGUAUCAUCGAAAUUUGUCGAAGAAUAGUCUGAUAUUUGUGGGCACUGUUCCAUUGGUGAGUUACCAAACACCAAGCGCUCCACCGGCCGAGGUAUCUCCAACGAAGCCGCAAAUCGGCUGGUCCGCCUCUGGCAUUCCAGUCUCAGGCCCUGACGGGUCACCCGUAAACAAUUUAUACCCCAAUUUGCCACCACCUUCGUACGAGGAGUCGACCAACGGUGCCAGAAGCCUUUGGGAACGGGGCGAAUCCGACCACAUUUUCGGUAUAUCGAAUCGUUUUGCGCCUAAAUAUCCGGUCUACAAUUUUGCACCGAUUCAAUAAAUUUAUAACGAAUCUACGUAAGAAUCAGGGGAAAUCUAAAUUAUUAUUAUUGUAAUACUUGUUACCGGGCAUUGUGAUUAGUCUUGAAAGUUGCUUGUUUCGAACGAACAAUAUUUUACGGUCAAUUACGACGCACAAUUAGGAAACUGACACGAGAAAUAAAUAUUGUGAUCGAUUAUUAAUAUAAAGCGUAUAUUUCUGUUUUUAAAGCGCUGGCUAUAUUUUUCUAUACGCGUUUCGUAUAACGAAACAU